AUGAUCACUGGUACGGAGCUUUACAAUAUAUUUGCGGCCAUUGUGCCCUUAUAUUUUGCUAUGCUAUUAGGUUUUGCCUCGGUUAAGUGGUGGAAAAUAUUCACACCGGAGCAGUGCACAGGCAUCAACCGCGUUGUGGCGUUGUUUGCGGUUCCAUUACUUUGUUUCCACAUUGUUGCCACCAACAACCCUUAUAUCAUGAACUUUCGGUUCAUCGCUGGAGACUCUCUUCAAAAAGUGGUCAUUCUUGUAGCUCUCUUUCUAUGGCAAGCUUUGAGCAAAAAGGGCAGCAUUGAAUGGACCAUCACCAUGUACUCACUCUCCACCCUCCCUAACAAUCUCUUCAUAGGAAUACCUCUCAUGACAGCCAUGUACGGAGAGAUCUCUAGAAGUCUUAUGGUCCAGGUUGUGGUUCUUCAGGCUAUUGUUUGGUAUAAUAUCUCGCUCUGCUUGUUUGAGAUCAGAGCUGCAAAGGUCCUCAUUGCUGAGCAGUUUCCUGAGACUGCAGGUUCCAUCGCCUCCUUCAAGGUUGAGUCCGACCUUAUUUCGCUCAGUGGUCAAGACCCAAUAGAGGCGGAGACUGAGAUCAGUGACGACGGAAAGCUUCACGUGGUUUUGAGACGAUCUUCGAUUAAUAGGUCCUUUGGAAUGUAUUCCCGUUCCAGCGUGGGUUCCCUUACCCAAAGACCGCAAGCAUCAAACCCAGCCAAUAGUGUAGAGAUUUACUCAGUACAAUCUACUCCACAAGAACCCUACCGUUCAAUUUCAAUAAAUUCAAGCUUUAGCCAAACAGAUGGGAAUUUUCUGCACCCUAUGUUUGGAUACAUGGAGUCAAUUCCAAAACAUGGUUACACAAGGACCCGUGAUCGAUUUUCACCUUACGCAUCACCAGAUCAUCUGAUGCUUUUAGGGUCUACGCCUAGCAGUAAUUAUCGAAAGAUGAAACAUAGUUUCAGUGUUGGUGGUGGUGUUGGUGUUGGUGGUGGUGAAGUUCCUAAUAACAAGCAGGGGCUUCACAUGUUUGUUUGGAGCACAAGUUCUUCACCAGUUUAUGAUGUGCAUAACAAUGGCAGACAUGCUUUCAGCACUACUAAUACUGCUCUUAAACAUGAUUCCACUACGCCAGGAGAGGAGUUUAUCAUCGAUAAUCAAUUGAAACCUUUGAGGUAUAUAUAUGAGCUAUCUGCAGGGAAAAUCACCAGGGAUAGGGAGCUUGAUCUAGAGGAAGAGGCUAACUUCAAGGCAAGUAGGUUUCACAGGAAACAACUUCAGAUGCCGCCCACAAGUGUCAUAACUAGGCUUGUAUUCAUCAUGGUUUGGAGGAAGCUUAUAAGAAACCCUAGUACCUACGCAAGUGUUUUGGGUCUUAUAUGGUCCUUAAUAGCAUUCAGGUGUCACAUUAAAUUGCCAACAAUCAUAGAUGGAUCCAUAACAAUGAUAUCGAGCGCAGGCAUGGGAAUGGCUCAAUUCAGUUUAGGUCUAUUCAUGGCUUUACAGCCAAAGUUCAUUGCUAGUGGAAAACCCAUGGCAGCGUUUACAAUGGUUGUUAGGUUCUUGAUCGGCCCUGGAGUAAUUGCGGCAACCUCUUUAGCUGUUGGUCUUCGUGGAGUUCUUUUGCAAAUUGUAAUUGUUCAGGCUGCUCUUCCCUUAGCAAUUGUUCCCUUUGUGUAUGCUAAGGAGUACGAUGUUCAUCCAGACAUAAUUAGCACUGCGGUUAUUUUUGGAUUGAUCCUUGCCGUGCCCGUUACAAUUAUUUACUAUGUACUUCUUGGGCUUUGA
Quercus lobata is the source of this 1779-nucleotide messenger RNA. RefSeq names its product auxin efflux carrier component 2-like. Gene Ontology annotation, biological process: auxin export across the plasma membrane; auxin polar transport. The record is from RefSeq and is a predicted model, not a curated record. Gene Ontology annotation, cellular component: endoplasmic reticulum; plasma membrane. The transcript is spliced from 6 exons. Bases 1 to 1779 code for a protein of 592 amino acids. Gene Ontology annotation, molecular function: auxin efflux transmembrane transporter activity. Lineage: Eukaryota; Viridiplantae; Streptophyta; Magnoliopsida; Fagales; Fagaceae.